Molecule: messenger RNA, 321 nt
Organism: Lathyrus sativus (Indian pea)
Lineage: Eukaryota; Viridiplantae; Streptophyta; Magnoliopsida; Fabales; Fabaceae
Source: the annotation of a GenBank genome assembly
AUGUUUCGUCCUCCUCUCUCCCAUCUCUCUCUGUUUGUUGUUGGUUUAAACAACUCUGAAGUGCAGCUAUGGGAUACAACUUCCGAUAAGCAUUUGAGAACACUGAGAGGUGGACAUAGGCAGCGUGUUGGGUCGUUGGCAUGGAACAAUCACAUACUCACAACUGGAGGAAUGGAUGGUAGAAUUCUAAACAAUGAUGUACGAGUUAGAUCACCCAUUGUUGAUACAUACAGGGGGCAUGAACAAGAAGUUUGUGGGUUGAAAUGGUCGACUUACCAUUGCGUCAUAUAUGUUCACAACCUCUAUAAUCCGCUGAUAUAA